AUGACAGGCAUCGCCGCCGCCUCCUUCUUCUCCAACGCCUGCAGGUUCGGGGGCUGCGGACUCCACUUCCCAACCCUGGCAGAGCUCAUCGAGCACAUCGAGGACAACCACAUCGAUACAGACCCACGUGUAUUAGAGAAACAAGAACUUCAGCAGCCAACCUAUGUUGCUUUAAGUUACAUUAACAGGUUUAUGACUGAUGCAGCUCGACGUGAGCAGGAGUCUUUGAAGAAAAAGAUUCAGCCGAAACUAUCUUUGACUUUGUCAAGCACAGUGUCCCGUGGGAAUGUAUCUACUCCACCUCGCCACAGCAGUGGAAGCCUUACUCCUCCAGUCACCCCUCCAAUCACUCCCUCCUCUUCGUUUCGCAGUAGUACUCCUACAGGUAGUGAAUAUGAUGAGGAGGAAGUAGAUUAUGAAGAAUCAGACAGUGAUGAGUCCUGGACUACAGAAAGUGCUAUCAGCUCUGAAGCUAUCCUUAGUUCAAUGUGCAUGAAUGGAGGGGAUGAGAAACCUUUUGCCUGUCCUGUUCCUGGAUGUAAAAAACGAUAUAAGAAUGUGAACGGCAUAAAGUACCACGCCAAGAACGGCCACAGGACGCAGAUCCGCGUACGCAAACCCUUCAAGUGUCGCUGUGGAAAGAGUUACAAGACAGCUCAGGGCCUGCGGCACCACACAAUCAAUUUCCACCCCCCAGUGUCUGCUGAGAUUAUCAGGAAGAUGCAGCAAUAAACAUGCUG
This is a messenger RNA of Indicator indicator, 740 nucleotides long. It is a transcript of the gene JAZF1, whose product is annotated as JAZF zinc finger 1. Bases 1 to 732 code for a protein of 243 amino acids. The record is from RefSeq and is a predicted model, not a curated record. NCBI's taxonomy places the organism in Eukaryota, Metazoa, Chordata, Aves, Piciformes, Indicatoridae. The transcript is spliced from 5 exons. Gene Ontology annotation, cellular component: nucleus.